Molecule: messenger RNA, 1342 nt
Organism: Peromyscus californicus insignis
Lineage: Eukaryota; Metazoa; Chordata; Mammalia; Rodentia; Cricetidae
Gene: Eef2kmt
Product: eukaryotic elongation factor 2 lysine methyltransferase
Exons: 8
Coding region: 51-1133 (360 amino acids)
Source: RefSeq, a predicted model, not a curated record
CUCAGGUCUCGCUUCCGCUCGUUUCCAGGCAACACUGGCCCCGCCCCGCGAUGGCGCCUGAGGACCACGAGGGGGCCACGUCUCUGCUGCAGAGUUUCGAGCGCCGCUUCCUGGCGGCUCGCGCGCUUCCCUCCUUUCCCUGGCAGAGCCUAGAAGAGAAAUUAAGGGAGCCCUCGGGUUCUGAGCUGCUGCUGGCUAUUCUGCAGAAGACUGUGAAGCACCCUGUGUGUGUACAGCACCUGCCGUCUGUGAAGUACGCCCGCUGCUUUCUCUCAAAGCUCAUCAAAAAGGUCAAUGAUGGGCAGUGGCUGCCAGGGCCGGGCCACAUAGGGGAACACAGAGGUCCACAGCUCUGCCAGCAUGAAGCUGUGCCCACAGAGCCUUUGGAUGCACUGUAUGAGGCGCUGGCAGAGGUCCUGAUGGCCAAAGAGUCCUCCCAGUGCCACCGGAGCUAUUUGCUGCCUUCAGGAGACUCAGUCACACUCUCUGAGAGCACAGCCAUCGUGUCCCAUGGCACCACAGGCUUGGUUACCUGGGAUGCGGCUCUCUACCUGGCAGAGUGGGCCAUCAAGAACCCAGCAGCCUUCACUGACAGGACUGUCCUGGAGCUAGGCAGUGGAGCUGGCCUCACAGGCCUGGCUAUUUGCAAGGCGUGCUACCCCAGAGCAUUCAUCUUCAGCGACUGUCACGGCCAAGUGCUUGAGCAGCUCCGUGGAAAUGUGCUCCUCAACGGCUUCUCCUUAGAGCUGUACACUCCCACUGACCCAAGCAGCCCAAAGGUGACAGUGGCCGAUCUGGACUGGGACGAGGUGACAGCCGCUCAGCUCUCUGCCUUCCAGGCAGAUGUUGUCAUUGCAGCAGAUGUGCUAUACUGCGGGGAAGUGACACUGUCAUUGGUCAGGGUCCUGAAGAUGCUCAGCGCCUGCCAGAGGAUGAAUGCUCCUGUUGUCUACGUGGCCUAUACCAUCCGCAGCCAAGACACGGGCAAGCUGUUCAUCACAGAGCUGGAGCGCGCAGGGAUCUACUGGGAAGAGGUGCCUCCUCAUGCCGGCCAACUGUUCCCUUAUGAAGAGCACUCGGCCAUCGUAAUCCUGAAGCUCGUGCUGAAUGGUUGCCACAGUGUUGGAAGGUGAUUGGAAAAAUGAGAUCGCUGUCAUGGGAAGAGUCCACGGGAGAGCUGAAAAGGCUUUUGUUGGGCAGGAAUGUUAAAUAACAAACCACAGAUGUACAGUAAGCACAGGCUUUGAGUGCUGGUGCCUGUCCUCAGCAACUCAUCUGGAAUGGACACAGGCUCAGAGCAAGCAUUUCCUUUGCACUAAUAAAAACAUGAAUUUAUCAAGUA